Messenger RNA from Oncorhynchus nerka (sockeye salmon), 2479 nucleotides. RefSeq names its product zinc finger protein with KRAB and SCAN domains 3-like. Gene Ontology annotation, biological process: regulation of transcription by RNA polymerase II. NCBI's taxonomy places the organism in Eukaryota, Metazoa, Chordata, Actinopteri, Salmoniformes, Salmonidae. The transcript has 5 exons. Gene Ontology annotation, molecular function: DNA-binding transcription factor activity, RNA polymerase II-specific; RNA polymerase II cis-regulatory region sequence-specific DNA binding. The record is from RefSeq and is a predicted model, not a curated record.
UCUUCAACAACUGCAGCCACCUCAGUAGCUCGCUGGACAACGAAGUCGGAACAUUCAAGUUCUUUAGACAAUUCCGUGGUUUAUUUGCAACUAUGCUUUAAACAUACGUAUGUGUAAACAACUAGCUACAUCAUUUAAUUUACGUUAUAAGUCAGCUAGCUGGCUGGUUAAGUUAGCACUAGUCUAGUCGCUAAUGCUAACAAGCUAUUAUCCCCGACCAUGAGCUCACUAAGCUACUCUCCUCCUGUUAAAGAAGAGGUCUGCUGGACGGAGAAGGAAGCUCUCGUCAAGGAGGAGGAGGAAGAGAAUGAUGUUACAAUACAAAAACAAGUAGAGGGUGAGGCUGUUACAGUGAAAGAAGAAGAGAAAGCCGUUACAGUGAAAGAAGAGGAGGAAGAGAAAGAGGAGGAUGUUACAGUAAAAGAAGAGGAGGAAGAGAAGGACGCCUUCAGAGUGAAAGAGGAGGAGGAAGAUGCCGUUUUGGGAGUGGAGGAUGAAGAGGGGGAGAUUACUGUCACAUUGGAGGAGGACGAAGAAGAGAAGACUGGAGAACUGAUUAACACCAGUAAAUACAGAGAGAGACAUGACUAUCGUGGAUCCUCUGGGGAGCCUCGACAACAUCAUGAAGCUGACGAGGCAGAGAAGACUCUCUCCGGAUCAGAACUCCUCAAGAAACACCAGCAGAAACCCACAGGGAAGAAAUAUAUCUACUGCUCUGACUGUGGGAAACAUUGCAAAUCUUCAUCAAAACUUAAAAUACACCAGCGAGUACACACAGGAGAGAAACCUUAUAGUUGUGAUCAGUGUGGCAAGAGUUUUACUAAGUCGAACAACCUGGUAUCACACCAGAGAACACACACAGGAGAGCAACCAUAUAGCUGUAAGCAAUGUGGGAGGAGUUUUUCUCAGUCAAACAGCCUGGAUAGACACCAAAGAACACACACAGGAGAGAAGCCUUAUAGCUGUGAUCAAUGUGGGAAGAGUUUUACUCGGUCAAGCUCCCUGAAAUUACACCAGAAACUACACACAAGAGAGCAGUCAUAUAGCUUAAUGUGUAGGGCACUGCAAGGUUGGGUGACCAGGGUCAUCUGGGACUGCCUCCUGGAGCAAUUCAGGUGUGUGAAGGCUACCUGUGUCCUGCGCAACUUCAUGAGGAUGGACACGAGGACCAGGAGGGGAUCUGCAGCUCACCGUUGUGUCCCAGAGGAGAAGUCUGCUGCUCUGCAGGAUGUUUCAAGGAUGGGGUCCAACAACGCAGCAAGAGAGGCAUUCCAUGUGCAGGAGAUCUUCACCUCCUACUUCUUCAAAGAGGGUGCUCCAUCUUUGCUGAAGAAAGUCCAACAGUCACUAGUGCAGCAGCAGCCUCCCCGGUCCUUAGUGCCGGCCCAGAUGUUUAAAAUCACACCAGAGAACACACACAGGAGAGAAACCUUAUAGCUGUGAUCAAUGUGGGAAGAGAUAUGUUACAUCUAGCGGUCUGACUAAACACCAGAGAACGCACACAGGAGAGAAACCUUAUAGCUGUAUUCAAUGUGGGAAGAGUUUUACUCAGUCAUUCAGCCUGAUAUUACACCAGAGGACACACACAGGAGAAGAAUCUUAUAUCUGUGCGCAAUGCGGGAAGAGAUUCGCCUCAGCAGACAUUAAAGUUCACCAGAAAAUCCACACAGGAGAGACCUUUUUGCUGCUCUGACUGUGGAACGAGUUUUUUUUUCUCGCUCAGGACAAUUACAAUCAUACCAGAGAACACACACAGUAGAGAAACCUUCUAGCUGUAAUCAAUGUGAGAAGAGUUUUACUCAGUCAGGCAACCUGGUAUCACACCAGAGAACACACACAGGAAAUAAUCCUUUUAGCUGUGAGGAAUGUGAAAAGAGUUUUACUACAUCUAACCAUCUUAUUGUACACCAGAGAACACACACAGGUGAGACAUCUCAUAACUUUGAUCUAUGUGACAAGAGAUACUCUGAUCAAACAUCAGAAAAUACAUGGAGGAGUUGUUUCAUGAUAUAAAUGAAAUGAUGUCACAAUGUAGAAUGUUUUAACAUUGUAGAAGGAGUAUUUUAAUGAUGUCACAAUGUAGAACCCUAAAUGUUUGUCGCCUGUUCUAUUGAUUUCAGCAUGAUAUGGAUAUUAGCCUCAGGGGGAAAAUCCAGGCUCUGAAUUGAAAGUACUAUUUAUGUGAUUUAACAAAAAUUGACUAACAAAAAAUUGUUGUUACACUUACCACGUUGGUGACCCACUUGAAUCAAAAUGCAACACUUCAACACUUGUUGCUAGCUGUUUUUUUUACAAAUUGUCCUCUAACCAAUGAUUUACACAUUAUUCCCAGAUUCCUUGUGGUUUUUGCUGUGUUGGAUUUUAACAGGAUGUGCAACCUGAUUUCCCCCCAAAUCGAUAUCAGUGAUUUAUUGCUACUUGUGCAGUUUUUAAGGUGCUUGUUUAAAAAAAUAAAAGUAAUAUGAUUUCUGUGGCAGAA